GAAAUUUUUGAUAACAUAAAGAAACGCUUUGUUUUAUUAGUUAUAUUAUACAAAUUGAAAAUGAGUUUUGAUUAGACUACUGUUCCUCAUCGACCUCUAUUGCGAGUUCUACGUAAACAACAUAUUGGUUGGAACAUUUGCUGCGUUUGGUGGGAAAAAUUUUAUAUGGAAGAAAUAUUUAUAUACUUUUCCAUAUUCUAGUCGAAAAUAUUGUGAACUUCGCUCACUCAAGUAUGACUUUGUAAUUUUUAAUAUUUUUAUUUCUCUCAAGAAUUUGACAAGACAAGAAAAAGAAAAACUAAAUAAUAAUUAGGUCUGAACCAGACCACAAAAAAUGUACUUUUUGAUCGAAAAUAAAAGUUGAUUACAAGUCAACUUUUCUCUCAUGUGAUUAUUAAUUUCUCUUAAUGUAAUCUAAAGUAUUCAAACAUCACAUAGUUCCAAGAGAACCCCGAUCAGAUACAGUGCAAGUUACGAGCCAAAGAAUUUACGCUCGUGAACAACAAAAGAUGCUCUCACGUGUGCUCGCAAGUCAUUUCGUUUCUGGAAAAGGUAGUUUCUGAAAACCACUAUUCUUAGAACGCAGCCAGUUUUUUGCCGGUUUUUCACCUGUUUAGGGUAUAAUUCUAACCGAAAUUUAAUGGCGUUCGCAGUAUCUUUUAUUCAACAAACAAACAAAAUAUUGUAUUUUGUUCGAAUUUUGUGUCUACUUUCAAAUUACAUAUUACUGAGAAACAUCUGUGAAAUCGAUUUUUCAACAGUGAUCAAAAUACUAAUAGAAGCCUAUUCUUAAGAGAACAGGAGAUGUUCUGCAGAAAAAAUUCAUGCUUUGCGAUCUGCUCUUGAAUAAUCAAUGAUCCGAGUAUCUUUUCUGAUUUCAUUUGUCUUAACUUUGUACUUUAUAUGUCUUAUAUACGUUCCUCCUCGGAAUAAAAUAAGCCCAAAGGCUAAAAUUUCAUAUUUGAAACAUUGUAUGGAGAGAUCGAAGGAGAUAAUUUGAGUUCUUUUCAAACCUACAGUCAAUAUUAACAUCAUAUUCUCUUAGGUGCUGGAAAUCAUCAAGUUUCCAAGCUUUAUUUCGAUUAAUUGAUAAAUCGGCAACAGAUGGUCAAAUUUUAAUCGAUGGAAUUGAUAUUAAUACAAUCGGUUUAUGUGAUUUACGAUCAAAGUUGAAUAUUAUUCCACAAACACCUGUAUUAUUUAGUAAUACAUUAAGAUAUAAUUUAGAUCCAUUUAAACACUACAUCGAUGGCCAAAUAUGGGAAGCUUUAGAAGCAGUAGAAUUGAAAAGUAUGGUUUGA
This is a messenger RNA of Didymodactylos carnosus, 1301 nucleotides long. Lineage: Eukaryota; Metazoa; Rotifera; Eurotatoria; Philodinida; Philodinidae. The record is from the annotation of a GenBank genome assembly.